AUGGAGUAUCCUAGAUACCUGGCUCUAUAUUAUUACCUUGCCAACAAGCGGUAUCCCUUAGGUGCAACCGAAACGGAUAAACGCAGGCUACGUGAUCAAGCCCGAAAGUACUGUUCCGUUAAUGGAAGACUAUAUCGGAAGGGCGAAGGCAAUCAAGUAUAUCCAGGGCGAGAAGUAUUACAUCAAGGCAAUGCAGAGGAGGUCAUCAACAAGGUCAUUUAG
Messenger RNA from Lichtheimia ornata, 222 nucleotides. RefSeq lists its product as uncharacterized. The record is from RefSeq and is a predicted model, not a curated record. Lineage: Eukaryota; Fungi; Mucoromycota; Mucoromycetes; Mucorales; Lichtheimiaceae. The coding region runs from base 1 to 222 and encodes 73 amino acids. The transcript has a single exon.